AGUGCCACCGUUGUAUCUUUCCUUUGCAAAGCUACGCUUCAUGACCCGGCUUUAGACAAUAGAAGACCAACAUGCUCGUGCUACCAUUCCUGGCCUUGGUCGCGAGCGCGGCCGCCCAAAACCAGGACAACAUCUUCCUCAAUCCGCCUACCAACGGCAUCAACAAUGACUUUACACAAAAUCCCACGUAUGUCCAAGGUUCCACGGUCACGCUGCAGUGGGAGACGACGUACCCAGCGACGGACCUGGUAAUCUGGCAGAACGGGAACCCAGAUAGCCAACUCUUGGAAGGGGGCAUCACGACGACGAGUCUGAGCUGGACCGUCGGGACUGGCGAAAGCCCGCCCUUCGACCUGAGCAAAGGCAAUGUGUUUUUCUUCCAAAUGUACAAUUCGUCGACGGCCACGUUCUUCAGCAGCCAUUAUUUCAACGUCAGCGACCCGUCCCUGGCGUCGACCACAUCGACGACAGCUGCCUCGAGCACUACAACACCGCCUGCAUCGACCUCGACACAUGCGCCCACUUCUUCGUCGGAGAACAGUUCAUCCAAAACUUCCGCGACGGUCGUCACAUCAGCCGCGACGACCACGCCGACAUUAUCUGCAGAUUCCUCCUCUGACCAUGGCAGCAGCAAGCUUGGAGAAGGCCUGGGGAUCGGUAUUGGAGUGUGCGUGUUUCUGAUCGUGGUGGCCGGGCUUGUUUGGUUCUUCUUCUUCAGGCGACGCGCCAGAUCGCAACAGCCACUGAAAACAAUCGAGCUGCCGCAACCCGAGACCGUGUCAGUCUAUCCCGGCGACAUGGGCUAUGGUCCUCCGCCCUCAGAGUAUAGGAGGUACGAGCUCGGCUCGGCAGCGCCUUCGACACAGGCAGAACUGGACGGCGGCGGCAUGAAGGUCGUAUAA
Cladophialophora immunda is the source of this 902-nucleotide messenger RNA. RefSeq lists its product as uncharacterized. The transcript is spliced from 2 exons. NCBI's taxonomy places the organism in Eukaryota, Fungi, Ascomycota, Eurotiomycetes, Chaetothyriales, Herpotrichiellaceae. Bases 72 to 902 code for a protein of 276 amino acids. The record is from RefSeq and is a predicted model, not a curated record.